UUAAGGACGAUAGCGCUUUAUACAUUUUGUUAUAUAAAGUUCAAGCAAGAUAGCAAUAACUUAUUCAAUUUUCGAAAACAUUUCAAUUUGGUCAAAUACUAAAAAUAUUUUUACUAGUCCACAUUUUAAUAACACUUCUCCAAAUUAGUUUCUUCAAAAGAAAAUUGUAUUAUUCAUUUUGAUUAUUCAUUUUUCUGAUUUUGAAUAUUUCAUUAAGAAAAGUAGCUAUAAAAACAAUAGAACUAUCGCGGAGCCUAAAGAGUACGUAAUAAAACCAUAAAUAAUACUUUGUCUAUGGAGUAAAUGUUUAUUAGAAGGUUUAGACAUUUUAGCGGGAAAUUUAAAUCAAAAUAAAUAUUUUUAUGAUUUUCUGUAGGGGCGUUAUUAAAAUAUUGUAAAGUACUUGUGCUCAAAAACAUGGCUGGUGAACCCAGUGAUAUCGAAAAUAUUGAUGUUAACAGUCCAGAUUUCUAUGAAAUAGUGCAAGGAGAAAUAGAAUCUGACUUGGCCCGGAUGAAAAAAACUGUUGAUGUUAUAAUGAACUUACGAUUGGAAGCUGCUGAAAUAGAAGUUGAAACAGCGGCUUUGUUCCAUGCUGAGCUAUGGUACGACUUGCUCCUCCUACAGGAUGACUCCGAAGUCAAUACUGAUGAUGAAGAGUAUGAGGAAACAGAGGAUGAGGAAGAAUAAACCACAACAGAAACAGAGACUAGAUAAAUAAACUUAAUACGCUAAUUUAUUUUAUGCAUUUUCCUGUUUUGUUGUAGAUAUGGCCUUAAUUAAACCUACCUAUCAAAGUAGUUAGGUACCUACCCAGAUAUGUGUAUUUGUAUUCUAGCAUAUUAAUUUGUGCCGACAGUUUCCUGUAAGUAGUUUGCAGGAGGCGUCCCAUUUGGUGUAUAAGUCUGUAUCUACUUAAAACUUGCAGGAUAAAGAAAUUAUGUUAGCACCAAUAAUUAUUUCAUAUCAAGUUUCUGUUUACUUUUUUAGGGUUCCGUAUUAAACGAGGAACUCUUUAUAUAGGUAGGUACUCUAGUUUCGGCACGUCUGUUUGUCCGUUCGUCCGUCCGUCUGCGGUCUGCGCUUACCUAAUCUCAGUGACCGUUAGCACCACAGAGCCAAAUAAAAAGCGGACAAAAAAUCUUUAAUUAGGGUGAAAUCUUUAAUUAGGUGAUUUUUUUUUUCAUUCCAAUCCUAAUGUGUGAAAAUGUAAAUUCAGUGAUAUCGUUGGAUAGGUAUUUUAAAAUAUAAGCGCGUUAAAAUGAAUAGAGGGGUUUAGAUAAUAGUAUUAAUAUUUUCGGAAAUAAUC
Molecule: messenger RNA, 1309 nt
Organism: Helicoverpa zea (corn earworm)
Lineage: Eukaryota; Metazoa; Arthropoda; Insecta; Lepidoptera; Noctuidae
Exons: 2
Coding region: 418-690 (90 amino acids)
Source: RefSeq, a predicted model, not a curated record